AUGAAGCAUCCAAUCCAGACCAAUGGUCCUAUGUCAACACUAGUCAUAAUCCAGCAGAUGAUGGUUCCAGGGGGGCAGUCAAUUCAGGUGUUUCUGAAAAGCCAGAGAUGGAUUACCGGACCUGAAUUCCUUUGGGAAACACAAGACCAGUGGCCUGUUAGAUCUUGCGAUAUGCAACUGAAAGAUGGAGAUCCGGAGGUCAAAAAACAUGUGAUUGCGAAUGCAGUAUCUACCAAUGACUCAGAGAAGCUAAUUAAUGAGUUGUUUAAGCGGUAUUCAAGUUGGUACAAACUAAAGCGAGCAGUAUCAUGGAUCUUGAAGAUAAAGAAGGCGUUGUUGAAACGUUGCAGGAACGAGCAAGAUAACUUCUCGGCGGGUAUCACUGUUCAAGAUCUUCAAGAAGCUGAACAUGCGAUAAUUUAG
This is a messenger RNA of Saccoglossus kowalevskii, 423 nucleotides long. RefSeq lists its product as uncharacterized. Lineage: Eukaryota; Metazoa; Hemichordata; Enteropneusta; Harrimaniidae. The record is from RefSeq and is a predicted model, not a curated record.